Molecule: messenger RNA, 3499 nt
Organism: Octopus bimaculoides (California two-spot octopus)
Lineage: Eukaryota; Metazoa; Mollusca; Cephalopoda; Octopoda; Octopodidae
Source: RefSeq, a predicted model, not a curated record
UUUCUCUUCACUUAUUAAUUUAUUCCUCCAUCUCCCUCCCCUCUUUUCUCUUUCUUUCUCUUACCUCCAUUCUCUCUCUCUCUUUCUUUUGCUUCUCCCAUCCCACCCCACCCCGUAUUAUACCUCCGCAAUCUCCAGCUGAUAAAACUGCAAAAUAAUUCAAAUGGUUUAAACGACCAUCUUUUUCAAGGGACGACAACACACCGGAAGUGAGGUAGAAAUCAAACAAUCUUUGUAAUCUGUGGAACAGCACAAACCCGACAAAAUGUCCUUGGACUUACCAGUUAUCCACAUCCAAAACAAUCAUAUGACUGUCUGUCUCGCGAAUAACGUAAACCCUUUAACUGGACACCGAACUGAAGACCUCACGGUCACAGUUUCACCAAGAAAUGAUAGACCACUGACUGGACACCGUAAGAAACGUAAAAUUGAACGUCGGACAACGAUUGGCUGUCCCUUGACCGGUCAUCGUAACAAAUGCAGCGUCAUUACACAGGAAACUAAUGAAAACGGUUUGCUUCGAGGAGACUCUAAUCGUGAGAGUAAAAUCAACGCCAGGCGUUCUUGUGCGGCGGCAAAUGUUGAAUCAGUCAUAGAAACUGUGGCAGACGACAGCCUACCAAUAGACUCAUUUUGUGCCUCCACUGAUGAUCAAAAUUUAACAACGCCAGACAACAGACUUAACCGACGCGUAGACAGUGUCCAGUCUUUGGACAAUAUCACUAAUUUAGGGACCACGCCAUUAGUAGAAAAAAUCCGAGCGAAAUCUGACCGUACUUUAGACUAUCAGCGACCAUCGAUCAACUCUAGACUGAGUUUAUGUUCUAGCGGAAGUUUUAGGCACAUAGAAAGCGUCACAGUUCGAUGCCAACAAGAAUCAUUGGUAAAACAAUGCGUAAGUUCAAACGAUGCGAAUUCACACGGGGAAACAAUUAAUUCGAAUAAAUCAAUUGCCAUGGAAUCGAUCCCUUCGCGUUCGCGUAGAGGCUCGAUAAACGUUGAAAGAGGUGCCAUUCCAGUUUUACUAAGAAAUGCUUCAACACCUAUUAAAGAAUAUAAUUCACCGUCGAAAUAUAGCGUUGAAAGUCUGGAACCGUUGCCUCUUGAGUCGCUCUCUGUCGAAUCGUUAGAACACCAACCACAUUUCACAUCAGUCGAACACAGUCCAAACAAAGCGUUUAAAGAAAAUAUGGAGUCUUCCUUAAUGCAAACUAAAGCAAUUAUUCGUAGUCUUAGUUGUCGGUUGAAGCAAUCGCUGCGGCGGUCAAAGAGCAACCUUGAAGGUUCGAUUGGUGCUAAAUUCAAAGAAACCAAAGCUUCCUUGAACAGUAUUAAACUGACGCCAUCUUCAAGUCCAGCAAACAAUUCCGAUAACAAACGUUCUAAACUUUACUCGAAUAGUUCUGCCGACAACAUCUUCGAGAAUUCUGUCGGUAAUCAAUCUGAGAAACAAUGGAGACGUUCUUUCUUGCGUUACUCAAAGAGCAAUUCUUCUCGAGAUACAAACCGAAAGACUUACUUUAACCUCCUGGCACCGAAUAAAUUUGCCAAAAAUGCAAGUAGCAGCGAAGAUAUUAUAAAAGGGAAAGAAAAUAACAAAAAACACAUCCUUCAUGCCAACAGCAAUUUGGAAUGUUCAAACAUGAAGGAGCCGACUAUUGUUUCGUCGGUUACAUGUUUGGAAGCAUCUAGAAGGUCUUCUACAGUUAGUUGUGGCGAAGAAAUACAAGAUGAAUUCUUCAUCAGACAUUCUAAAUCUAAACUCAAUGCACCUGAACUGACAAUCAAACGUCUGGAGGAUAAACCAAGUGGAAUGGGAACCAAUAGAGAAAUGUCUCGCAGUGAAAAAUUUUCACGAUUAAAAAUCUCAGAUUUCAAUCAGAAAGACUCGAAACCAAUAGGAGCAAGUAACGAAAUGGUCUCUGAUAAUCGGUCGGCAGCAAAUUGUGAAGAGAAUCAAAAUCGGACCAAACCAAUUUUGAAAACAAAUCUUCAACGACAGAACCGAGUGUGGAAGCGUCCAACUAAGACGCGAACAAUAUCUGACACCGGAAGCGGAAGUUCUGAUGAUAAUGAAAGCUUUGCAGCCACGACGACGACGACGAUGACGACGACAGCGACAACAACGAUAAGAACAGCAGAUGUCACAAUAGUAACUGCAUCAUCACCCUCAUCAUCAUCAUCAACAACAACAGCAACUACAACAACGACUACGAAAGCAGAAAUAUCAGCCCUUGCUUCUCGUUAUUCUAACGAUGAAAUAAACAUGCUGACUCCUGAAUGUUCCAGAUACUUGCUACCGUCGGAGUGCGAUGGACAACGGAAGUUAGAAUUAAGAACGUUUAUGAGGAAAGAUUUCAACAGCAGCACAGACACCGUUGUACCGUCAUCAAAUAGCUUUGAAAAUGCGAGUGACAUAAAUAACAAGUGUGGAAAUGACAGUUCGGUUACGUUUCAGCCUCAAUCAGUAGAAACAAAUAGCAAGGAAGUGAUGGUGAAAUACGAAAACGUAUCGGUACCGACAUCGGACCGUGACACAGGCGAAGUGUCGACGCCAAAGCAUCACGUGGCAGAAGAUGGUUCGAACCACACAAAACCUUCAGAACAUCUUCAGCCAAAUGGGGACAAUGAUACAGCGGCAGUCGGAAAGGUUAACAAGAAUAAUGAUGAUCUCGAAUAUAUCGCUUUAGUUGUGGUUUGCCGUCAACCCUGACAGCAUUGGACGAACAAGGAGCGUAUUUUAAUCUCUUUCACUGGCCGGCGGGAAAAAGGAAAAAAAGUAGGAAGGAAGGAAGGAUUGAGAAAUGAAAGAAAGGAAACGACAGAAAGAAAGAAAGAAAGAAAGAAAGAAUGAGAGAAACAAAGAGAGAAAGAAGAAAUGAAGGAAAGAAUAAGAGGGAAGAAAGAAAGAGAAAAGGAAAUAAAGGAAGAAAGAAAGAAAGAAAGAAAGAGAAAAGGAAAUAAAGGAAGAAAGGAAAGAAAGAGAGAAGAAAAGAAAGAAAAAUAAGGGGCGAGAAAUAAGAAAGAAGCAUGGAUGAAAAGAAAAAUAAGACAGAUAGAUAGAUAGAAGGAAAGAGGAAAGAAAGGAAGGAAUAAAAAAGAAAGGCAGAAAGAGAGAAAGAAAAGAAAGAAAACAAUGCAAUUACUAUUAUUUAGUGUUUAUUGUCUAAUAAAAUUGGUGAUGUCUCACAGAUAAUUUCAGAGAUAUUUUUGGAUUUAUUUGAAAUUCAGACAUUGAAUGGUUCUUCAUCAAAUCAACGUCCAUUUUAUAUAAUGGCGGCUUUGUUUCUAACUUUUUCACUUCCUUCCUUUCUUCUUACCAAUAUCUUUUUCUCUUUCACUUCCUCUCUCUCUCUCUCUCUCUCUCCCUCUCUUCAUCUCUCUCUCUCCCUCUCUUCAUCUCUCUCUCUCUCUCUCUCUCUCUCUCUCUCUCUCCAUAUACGUAUAUAUAUAUACAUACACUCACGCACAUAUGUAUAUACACACACACACAUUUAUG